ACUCAUCCCCUGUGAUUGGUUGUGGCUUAGCAUGCUCUAUUGUGCCCCGGGGCCGUUUGUUCGCCUGGUUUCCGACGCUCAAACAAAACUUUCCUGCCAGCCUGGGCAAUAUUGGGUUCUGGAGUGCUUUGACAACCCCCCUGUGAUAUUGGAAUCUCUGACUUUUUCUCAAAAGGGAUAUUAAAGAAAGACAGAAGAGAGGACAGAAGAGAGAGGACAGAAGAGAGACAGAUCAGUCAUGUCAGGUGUGCUUGGCAGGAUGUACAGCUUCAUGGGCGGUGGGUUGUUCUGCGCUGGAGUCGGGAACAUACUCCUUAUUAUCUCUACAGCAACCGAUUACUGGAUGCAGUAUCGUCAAUCCAACAACUACAUGCAUCAGGGCCUGUGGCGCUACUGUGUUCCUGGGAAAUGCAUGACACACACAGAUAGCAUUGCAUACUGGGAUGCUACCCGUGCCUUUAUGAUCCUCUCCCUGCUGGCCUGCUUCAUUGGCAUCGUGAUCGGUGUCAUGGCCUUCAUACGCUCCUCCUCCUUCAGUGGGUUUGACAAGACGUUUGCUGCCGGCAUCCUCUUCUUCAUCUCCUGCUUCUUUGUACUGCUGGCGAUGGCUGUGUACACUGGGGUGACGGUGAACUACUACGGGAAACGAUAUGGGAACUGGCGCUUCUCCUGGUCCUACAUCAUGGGUUGGGUGGCCGUGGUCCUCACUUUCUUCUCAGGUAUCUUCUACAUGUGUGCCUACAGGAUGCAUGAAUGCCCGAGAAACUCCAACUCCCGCUGAUCUGACAAAAAAAAAAAAUACACACACACCCCUAACGUCAUUUCUGUUUACCUGACCACUAUUGAAUAAGCAUAAUUUUAAAAAAGGGUAAAACCAUGUCUGUUUCUUCUUUCUAUUGAGUGGUAUUCAUCAGUUUAAUAAUUAAGAAUAUGCACCACAGUUAUGACUAUCUUCAGUUAUAAUUUAGUAGGUUUCUUUAAAAGCUGCAAUAUGUAACUUUUUGGGUGACCUGACCAAAUUAAAAUAGAAAUGAGUUAUAGAUGAGUCAUUCUCAUUAAAAGCAAGUCUACGAAGUGGUCAAUCUGUUCUAUGUGCACCAUUUCUAUGCUUCCCGUUCUUAAGGUUAGUGUUUGUCGUUUAGUA
This is a messenger RNA of Coregonus clupeaformis (lake whitefish), 1144 nucleotides long. RefSeq names its product lens fiber membrane intrinsic protein-like. Bases 239 to 781 code for a protein of 180 amino acids. NCBI's taxonomy places the organism in Eukaryota, Metazoa, Chordata, Actinopteri, Salmoniformes, Salmonidae. The record is from RefSeq and is a predicted model, not a curated record. Gene Ontology annotation, molecular function: structural constituent of eye lens. Gene Ontology annotation, cellular component: plasma membrane. The transcript has 6 exons.